AGCAGUAAGAUUUGUAGGUUUUUUUGAUCCAAACUAUAUUUUCAUUGUAAAUUUCACUUUUCUUGAGGCAAACAGUAAAUUACCUGGCAUGACUGAACACAGAAUGAACAUUAAAACAUUUAUUAAAUAUGUAAUAAACACAAUAACAUACACUGUAGAUCUACUACAGAUCAAAUAUCUCAUGAGAGUGAACAGUGAAAAUAGUCUGAAUGCAUUUUAUUUAAAGUAAUGAGCCUCAUGAAUUGUUUUUAAGAUGCACAUUUUAAUUCUACUUUAUUGAAUAUCCCAGUGUUUGGAACAUAGUUGGCUGCCGCUGAUUUAAGGGUUAGAGGCUGAAAUGUUCAUGUUUGUUAAGAACUAGUAAGUAAUGCAGUGCUGGUUGAUAGGUUGUAGACUUAAAAGCCAUUUAUUUGAGAAUCUUCUGGGUUGCCAGAUUCUGCAGUCCUCAAAUUGUCAGUUUGAACUAGAUAAGGGCUGCAGGACAUCUGGAGCAAAGCCCAUUUAACAGUUUAUUAACAUUUACAGCUGCAGGUUUAUUAUGGCCCCACCUUUUAUUAACUGAUACAGAGAGUUUAAUGUUGACAUGAAAAACUUAAAAUGGUCCAAAAUCAACAAGAACUGAUAGAGUAAAUGUGAAAGGCUGAAGGUAAGUAAAAUUUUUUCAAAGGUCAUUUCUCCUUCAGAUGUUUGAAUAAUGCAGCUAUAAAUGUUGGUAUUUAACUAGAGGUUCACAAGUUCUAAUAAAUAAGUAAUUAAGUAAAGGUUUUGCAUUAUAAUUGUUGGAUUUCUGAAUUUCUAUGGGCAAAAAUUUAUUUAGCUUAAUAAAUUAGGUUGUUUUGCAGUCGCAAAUAGGAUGGAAAGAUAUUUUUUAAAAAGUCACAAGUCAUUUGUUUCUUGCUAAAAUAAUAUUCAAGUGAUUUUGUCUGUAUCAAACAGGUAUGUUUCUUUAUAUCUAAAGACUAUGAUUUAAAGGUCGAAGCAUUUCUGUAGCACAUUUAUCUGAUUACAGCUCCUGUGGUUUUGAUUUUACACUUGGCCGUAUAGCAAUUUAAAUCAUGUUUUAAUGACUGUUCAGCCCUAGUUUUAAAUGCUGAUAACCUGUUCUUAAAUGCUUUUCAUUCCUAGUUUUGUUCUGUUUUUCCACUCUCUAGUGAAUGAAAGAGCUAAAAAAGAAUUGCCAGCAAAGUGUCAGGAUUGUUGCCACAAUCUGGCAACCCCAUAGUUGCUCUAAAUAACCAGUAAAGCCUUAGUGAGUGAUGCGUUAACACUGAUAAAGCCAUGAAAUAGCAGUUGAUAAGCUAGUAAUAGAGUCUUAUCAGAAAGAGAGCCAUGUCUAAAGGCACACUGUGUAAUAUUCAUUCAGCUGCAGCACAGCAUAAUUUGUUGUCUGUAUAUUCUUGUUGUAGCUCUGAUUAUUUCCACUCACUAGUCGUUCAUAACCUCCACAGACGGAUGUGAGCUGGAGCUGCAGUGGGAGCUGCAGUGGGAGCAGCCGUGGUGCGACCGGGUGGUGUGAUCCAGUGACUUUGGUGCCCGUCAGCGAGGUAACUGCGUGUCACUGGAGAGACAAGGUUCAACUUUGCUCUAUAUUUGCUUACAAAACAGCGUUCACCUCCUUGAACGCAGCUACGAGACGGCUGUCAGAUAAGCUCAGGAGAAAGGAGGAUUUUUUGUUUCUUAAUUUAAAAACCAUCAUCUUAACUGAUUUUUACGACUGUACCACUCAUAUUUAUAUAUUUUAUCACCAGCAUCUGCUCUAGUAGGGAAAGUCAGCGUUGCACAAGUUUUGUUCGCCUGCUGAAUAUCAAUUUUAAGGGUCAAAGUCUCAUCUAUGAUCAUAAACCUGCAAGAACUUAUCUGUUUUUAUAAAUAUUUCCCUGACAGGCUUCGUCAUGUAUGUCUGAUAAAAUCUGUCAAUUUGAGAUGAUAAGAAUCUCAUUAAGCUUUCCCUCCCUGCAUUUAUAGGAUCUUUAAGUCCUCAUCCUACUGAGUGUCACUGACUGUCCCCAGUGGAGCUUAGCAACUGGUAUUAUUAUAUCAACAAAGCAGGUCUCUACGAGCUAAUAGUGUGUCACAUUUCAAGUCCUCUUCUUCACCUUGACGAAUCACAACCUUUGGUCAGUUCUGCUGGUGGAUCUUUAACCUCCAUAGCAGGUGGUCCGAGGAUUGUGCAAGGCUCUGGAGCUCUGGAAUAGGCGUGAGCGCAUGAGGGGGAACCUGCUAUGACCUCAUGAAAGUCCCCUACAGGAGGCAACGGUCGAGUACCUGUGCCGGGCAAAGGUUGAUCCAGGUCUGUCCUCCAUCUGACAAGCUCCAGUCCAGUUGAUGCCACUCAGCUCUGCCAUCAGAGAAGUAAAUUCAGGAUAAGUUUCACAGAAAAUUCAGUGACGAACUAAGGUGUUGCAGCCAUGGAUGGUAAUGUUGAAAGCAUUUCUUUCCAGAAGGAACAGACUGAAGAUGUAAAGACUCUCUCUGCUGUUGUCCUCAACGGAAAAGCCAUCACAGCUGACCUCAGUGAGACGCCGGCUGCGGAGGACCAGGAGACUCAUCCUGCCAGUAACGCUGAACCACCGGCCGAGCCUCUCACAUCUCCUGAACCAGAAGCGGGAGCUACUGAAGAGCUUCAACCAGAGGAACCCAAGGCGACUGUCUUGACUGUCAAGACCAGCUUGGCAACAACUUUGGCCCCUGCAGACCAGCAAUGGAGCACCAGGAGAGACAAGGCGGUCAGGCUGAGGAUGGAGGGCUCUGGCCCGGGCUCUGAGACGCCCAUCACCAUCCACCAGUUGUUCCUGGAGACGGUUGAGAAGUGCGAGAAUCAUCCAGCUCUGAUCUACAAAGAAAACGGCCAAGUUAUGACUCUGACCUGGAGGCAGUACUACGAGCAGUGUCGUGCAGCUGCUAAAAGCUUCCUCAAGCUUGGGCUGGAGCGUUACCAUGGAGUGGGGAUUCUGGGAUUUAACUCUCCCGAGUGGUUCAUCUCAGACAUCGGCUGCAUCUUAGCCGGGGGGCUGGGAACUGGUAUUUACACGACCAACUCUCCAGAGGCUUGUCAGUAUGUGGCUGCUAACUGUGAGGCCAACGUCCUGGUUGUGGAGAACCAGAAACAGCUCCAAAAAAUCCUGCAGGUGAAGGAUCACCUGCCUCAUCUGAAAGCCAUCGUCCAGUACAAAGGCGAGCUGCAGCAGAAAGCACCGAACCUGUAUACAUGGGCAGAGUUCAUGAGGCUGGGGGAGGACGUGCCCAAUGAGCAGCUGGAUGCUGUGAUCACCAGUCUUCGGGCCAAUGAAUGCUGCACCCUCAUCUACACCUCUGGAACAACUGGCACCCCGAAAGGAGUCAUGCUGAGCCACGACAAUAUGACGUGGACGGCAACUACGGCAGCUAAGUUGGUGAGCAAAAGUGGUGACAAUGAGGUUCUGAUCAGUUACUUGCCGCUCAGCCACGUGGCGGCCCAGAUGAUCGACAUCUGGGUCUGUAUGAGCUUAGGGGGGACCACCUACUUUGCAGACCCAGAUGCCCUCAAGGGCACCUUAGGAAACACGUUGAAAGAGGCUCGUCCGACUUUUUUCAUGGGGGUUCCUCGUGUGUGGGAGAAGAUGCAGGAAAGGAUGAAGGCUAUGGGUGCCAAGGCAUCCCCGAUGAGGAAGAGAGUGGCGGACUGGGCCAAGUCCAUCGGUCUGCAGUACAACUACAGUGCCAUGACUGGGGAGAAUCUGGUGCCAUGGGGCUUCAUGCUGGCAAACAAUCUGGUCUUCAAGAAGGUGCGUGCUGCUCUGGGCUUAGACCGCUGCAAGAUCUGCUUCACUGGAGCGGCUCCCAUCACCAAAGACACUCUGGAGUACUUCAUGAGUCUGAACAUCCCCGUGAUGGAGCUUUACGGCAUGAGUGAAAGCUCCGGUCCACACACUGUCUCCAUAGACGAGUACAGGAUCACGAGCUGUGGGAAGGUGAUGCCAGGCUGCAAGACAAAGCUGGAGAAUCCGGAUGCGGAUGGGAACGGAGAGAUCUGCUUCUGGGGUCGCCACGUCUUCAUGGGCUACCUGAACAUGCCCGACAAGACAACAGAGGCUCUGGAUGAGGAAGGCUGGCUGCACUCUGGAGACCUGGGAAGACACGAUGAGAACGACUUCCUGUACAUCACGGGAAGGAUCAAAGAGCUGAUCAUCACCGCUGGUGGUGAGAACAUCCCUCCGGUGCCCAUUGAGGAUGCAGUGAAGGCGGAGGUGCCCUUCCUCAGCAACACCAUGCUGCUCGGAGACAAGCUCAAGUUCCUCUCCAUGCUGCUCACGCUCAAAUGCGUCGUGGACGACAACGGCGACCCCACGGACGAGCUGACCGCCGAGGCUUUGGAGUUUUGCAGGCAGAACGGCAUCGCAGCGACCAAGGUGUCUGAGAUUGUAGCCAACAAGGAGCCGGCCUUUUACACAGCCAUCCAGGAGGGGAUUGAGCGAGUCAACGCCAGGUCAACGUCCAACGCUCAGAAGGUCCAGAAGUGGGUUAUCCUGGACCGAGACUUCUCCAUCACUGGAGGAGAACUAGGACCCACGAUGAAACUGAGGAGGCCCAUUGUUGUGAAGAUGUACCAGGACAGAAUAGACGAAAUAUACGCAGCGGCUGCAGGAAAACAGUAAACUGAGAUCACAGAGAGUCGGGAGAAAUGUGGCCAGACAAUAUAAACCUACAAGCGCAAAGGUUUAUAAUGUAAGAGGCAAAGUGUUGAUUCUGACUGUAUUUAAUAGACUAGAAGUUUUUGUUGCUACGUUCAAAUGUCUCAAGGUUUCCCAAGAGCUGCAAAGAAGUCCAAACUGUUGGAUGUACAUAAAGAUUCACAGCACAUGUUGUAAAUAAAACCUCCAAAAUCAGAGCCAAAGCUUGCCAUAUGGAGCAUACAGGUGAACACGCUAUAACUCAAACGUGGCACAUGAACAUGAAGUGGGAAGCACUGGAUGGUAGCUUUUUACAGUUUUUGAAGGAAAUGUUCUAACUCGUAAUCCGCUGUGUUGAGAAAGAUGCUUGAUUAUAACAUAUGUAUUUUUUUGUGAAGCGGCACUAUAUAUUUAAAGACUUUACAGCAGUAAUUGCCAGUUUCCAUGUUGUGAGUUAAUCCCCAUCAGGGGGAGGCUGGAGGUGAAGAAAUAUUUUUAUAAUUAGAGAAGAAUAUCAACAGUCCAAUCAUAAGCAUGUGCAAAUUGUAUAUUAUGCAUUUGAAUAUGUUCUUCUCCGUGUAUAGUUUGGCACAUACUGAAAUAUUUAUUUUGUGAUAGAUAUUCCAUGAAUGUCAAUAAAAAGUGAAUGAUUUUGACAAAUUGAUCAAA
Messenger RNA from Acanthochromis polyacanthus (spiny chromis), 5318 nucleotides. Its product is annotated as long-chain-fatty-acid--CoA ligase ACSBG2-like. Bases 2409 to 4634 code for a protein of 741 amino acids. Gene Ontology annotation, molecular function: long-chain fatty acid-CoA ligase activity. The transcript is spliced from 15 exons. Gene Ontology annotation, cellular component: membrane; endoplasmic reticulum. The record is from RefSeq and is a predicted model, not a curated record. Lineage: Eukaryota; Metazoa; Chordata; Actinopteri; Pomacentridae.